Messenger RNA from Osmerus eperlanus (European smelt), 7729 nucleotides. Its product is annotated as pleckstrin homology domain-containing family G member 1. The record is from RefSeq and is a predicted model, not a curated record. The transcript has 17 exons. Gene Ontology annotation, molecular function: small GTPase binding; guanyl-nucleotide exchange factor activity. NCBI's taxonomy places the organism in Eukaryota, Metazoa, Chordata, Actinopteri, Osmeriformes, Osmeridae. The coding region runs from base 505 to 5379 and encodes 1624 amino acids. Gene Ontology annotation, biological process: intracellular signal transduction.
CAGAGAAGGGGGGCCAGUCUGAGUGACAGAGAGACAGAGAGCUUAGUGAAAGAAAAAGACUUACUCCCAGCAAGCCAGCAAGCCAGCAAGACAGACAGACAGACAGACUGAGAGAGCAAGGCAUAGAGAGAAAGGAGAGCAUGAAAGUAGGGGUCAGUUCUACCAGCUGCCCCAGGAACACAAGCGCGUGCGUUAUUGAGUAGGAAGGAUCUACAGAGAGUGUGUGUGUGUAGGAGCGACUUACGGCGUGUGUGUUGGUCGGGAGACGAGCAGAAGCGUAUGCCUGGAGGAGGGCUUGCAUAGGACAGAGAAAAUGUGAGGAGGUUUUGUUGGGAAUACUUCAGCUUUUGGAAUACCAGCCCUCGGGAAUAUCCUUCUCCUGGUGGACAUGUCAUCUUGUCCUGGACUCCGGUUGUUUUAGAAAAACCCUCUCUGUCUCCGGUCUCCUGGUUUGGGGGCCCUGAAGUCACUGGCUGAUUCCGUGUGAAGGACUGCCAAGUCACAAUGCCUACAGACGACUUUAACUUUCUUCCGGAUGUCCUCCCGCCUCUGCCGGAGAUUCCGGACUCUGUGUCGGUCCUGAGCACCGCUGACACUCCGGGACGACUCCGCCACCCGCACGUCCGCCACGCCCCCCUGCGCUACUGCUCCGCCCACAGCAUGGACUCCGCCCCUGACAGCGCCGCCGAGCGGCCAAUCAGCUACGGCUCCACCUCCUCCUCCGCCUCCUCCAGGGACAGCCACUGCUCAUUGGGCAGCCGCUCCGCCCUCAGCCCCGCGCCACACUGUCUCCCUGCAACCGAGCGGGAUUCUGGGGCGAUCCAGUUGGAGUUGAUACCAACCCGCCAGCUUGAAUGUGGGGAUGAGGAAGAGAGGAGGGAGGGAGGAAUGGAGACUGGUAGAGGGCAGGGCCGGCCGGGAGGUGGUCUGACCCCGACGGCCCAGUCGAACCCGGGGGUGAACACAGAGGGAGGGGAGAGCAGCGGUUCUGGGUCGGGGCCCGCGGUGCGAUAUGUAGACCGCGUGGUUCAGGAGAUUCUGGACACGGAGAGAACCUAUGUCCAGGACCUGCGUAGUAUCGUACAGGACUACCUAGAGUGCAUCAGUAAUCAGUCUCGCCUGGGCCUCAGUGCCGAAGAUAAAGUCUCGCUAUUCGGAAACAUCCAGGAAAUCUACCAUUUCAACAGGGACCUGCUUUAUGACUUGGAGAAGUGUAAUGCAGACCCUGUGGCCAUCGCAGAGUGCUUCGUAGCCAAGAGUGAAGAAUUCCACAUCUACACCCAGUACUGCACCAACUACCCCAGGUCGGUAGCUGUGUUGACAGAGUGUAUGAGGAACAAGGCGUUGGCCAAGUUUUUCCGGGAGCGUCAGGAAUCUCUGAGACACUCCUUGCCCCUGGGCUCCUACCUGCUCAAACCAGUGCAGAGGAUCCUCAAGUACCAUCUUCUGCUGCAUGAGAUAGCGAGCCACAUGGAGAAGGACACAGAGAGAUACACUGUGGUGCUGGAGGCCAUCGACACCAUGCAGAGAGUAGCCUGGCAUAUCAACGACAUGAAGAGGAAGCACGAGCACGCUGUCAGACUGCAGGAAAUCCAAAGUCUGCUAACCAACUGGAAGGGGCCUGAUCUGAUUGGUUACGGUGAGCUGGUCCUAGAGGGAACCUUUCGUCUGCAGAGAGCGAAGAAUGAGCGCACGCUCUUCCUGUUCGACAAGCUGCUGCUGGUCACCAAGAAGCGGGAGGAGGCCUACACCUACAAGGCCCAUAUCCUGUGCUGUAACCUGAUGUUGGUGGAAGUCAUCCCUAAGGAACCAAUGAGCUUCAGUGUGUUCCAUUACAAGAACCCCAAACUCCAACACACUGUCCAGGCUAAGUCCCAACAGGACAAGCGUAUGUGGAUCCUGCACCUGAAAAGACUCAUCCUUGAAAACCACCCGGCCAAAAUCCCAGCCAAGGCCAAGCAGGCCAUAUUGGAGAUGGAUGCAAUGCACCACCCAGGGUUCCACUACAGCCCUGAUGGAGACAAGAAAGGUUCUCCCCACACCAAGGAGGGCCCCACCCCUCGUCGGGCACGUAGGAAGGAACCUUUGUCCAAACUACUGAAGAACGCCAAGACCUCAGAUGGGCAGAAGAGGACCAGUCUGGGCGCCACCUUACUGUCCCCCGUGUCCCAGCUGGCUCUGGGCACCAUUGGCCGCAGCCGCAGUCUCGUCAACCAAUCGCAGGAGUCCCUGGACCCUGGGGACCAUUACGACCACAGCGACAGGGAGGAAGGGGAGGAGCCACAUCCACAGGACGCUGACGAUGAAGAUGAUAGUGGCCUGGGCAUGGGGAAAAGGCUGCAAGUGCCAGGAAAGAGCAGCAGGAAGAGGCUGAACCCUCAGGUGUCUGUGGACAGCAUGGACCAAUGGAAGAGCUUCAACAUGAGUCCCACAGACCUUAAGGCCGCUAAGGAAUCCUUGAAGGAGCACCCCCCUCUUCUCAGGACCCCCCAUGUGACUGAGGAGCCCCCAGACCCCCACCUCUCCUCCCUGCUGGUGCCGGGAGGCAACCCCCAGUCCGUGGGGAACAUCUGGGCGGACCACCGUGUGCGCCGGGCUAUGUUCCCGACACGCCAGAACAGCACCAUGCUGCCCGAUGAGGACGAGGAGGACAUCUACCAGAUGUUCGUGCCCACCGAGCCCAGCGGGCCGGCAGACCCAGAAACACCAGUGGUGGCAUCCCAGAAGUCCGAGGUCCCAUCCUCGCCCAGGCACACCCCCCGACCCUGUAGCUGGCACUUGGACCAGGUGCCCACGGUACAGAUAGACCCCCCGUCCUCUGGGGACAGGCUUCUGCGCAGGGCCAGCAGCGUGGGGGAGAAGGGCUCGGAGGUUCCCCAGAGCCCAGACGAUGACACCAGACCCCACGGCGAGAACGACCUGGAAGUGAUCCAUUCCGAAUCCUCCAGCAACGAGAUCUCAGGGUCGUCAUCGGCGGAACAGCUGACGAUCGACGACAUCGAGAACGUCUACGACAACAUCAGCUACGAUGAUCUGAAGAGCAUGGGGCUCAUCCGAAGGGACCAGGAGAGUAGGAAGUCCAUGAAACAGACAUCCAGAGACGCACAGGGCUCCCAGGGCCCAAACUCAGAGGCAAGAAGCUCCAAGGAGACUGUAGCUGUACCAGAUAGCUAUACAGACAGUAAUUGCUCGUCUGCCCCGGAGGUGUCGCCCUUGGGGACAAGCGAGCUGAAGAUCGUGGAGGAAGAGAACAUCUAUGACACCCUCUUUUUCAGAGAGCCUCUUCCGCCCGUGGAGAAGAAGAAAAAGAAAGGAGAGGAGAGUGGAGGCAGGCAGGAACCAGAGAGAGACAGUUUACUGGCCUCGGAGCCUGACCUUACUGGCUGUGAGAGCUUGGGUGGGUUUGUGUCUGAGGAGAGUCUCCAUUUUGGGGAUGACGAGGUGAUGGACUCCCACGCUGCUCUGAGGACUUCUGAACCAGACUACUCGUCCUCAUCUGCCUCAGAGACGUUCUCCCAGCGUUCUCACACAGGCGACAGGAUGUCUGAGCAGGUGGACGAGAUCUGGAACGACCUGGAGAACUACAUCAAGGUCAACGAGAAGAAAGCAGACCGCCUCCCUGCCGCUUUCCCUGUGAGUGCCGGCGUGUCCCCCGAGAAACCGUCCUCGCUCAAGAACAGCCCAAAAAAGGCAACCAGCCCCCCGUCACGCAGCUCCCCCACCAAGAGCCCCCCAGCACACCACCUCAAUCCCACCCCCCCAUCCGCCACCCCCCUUCCUCGGUCCUUCACCAUCCCCAUCCUCAACAUCCCCGAGCUUCUCCGAGAGGCCACCUUCGAGGACGAGGAUCCCUCCUCCCGUCCCCCGUCGCUCUCCCUGCCCGCCACCCCCGAGCCCCUCCCCGGCACGGUCAAGAGCAUCCGCAACAAGUUGGCCCGCCUCAGCAGCGGAAGCUUCCGUCUGGAGGAUGACGAGCUGGGGGAGCUGCCCCCCCAGAGAGAACCCCCUCAGCGGGAUCGGCAGCUCCAGCAGCCGCCCCUCAGGGAUCUCCACAGCCUGUUCCCCGGGGAGCUGGCCGGACUGAACUCCCCACUGGCCUCCUCCUCCCUGCUCCUUGGGGAGUCUGUGGAAAUGGACCUGAUGGACAAGUCCAAGAACCGGGUGUUCCUGAUGGCGCGCCAGUAUAGCCAGAAGAUCAAGAGGGCCAAUCAGCUGCUCAGGAUGAGGAGCAUGGACCCUGGUGAGGCCUGCGGCCGACCCCGCGCAGAGAAGAAGCACAAGGACCUGGCCGACAUCUUGGAGGAGAAGAAGCAGGGGGGCGCAGCCAUAGGUACCAGGCUAGCAGAGUACUCCCAGCUGUAUGACCAAGUGAUGUUUAGAGAACCUCCGACCUCCCCCACCCCCCACCACUCCCACCCAGGUCUCUCCUCCUCCCCCUCCAUGCCUGAGAGCUCCUUCCUGGGGGAGGACUGGCUCCACUCCACCUACAGCAAUGGAGAGCUGGCUAGCUUCAUAUCAGACUGGCCUAGCCAGGGCGGGGGCACACGGGCCUCCACCCCCCAGCACAGGCUCACCCCUGCCUGCUCUGUACCUGCCCUCAAGACCCUCCCUCCCCCGCCCACCUCCCCGCCCACCCAGCGAUGGAGCACCUGUGUGUCAGCACCCAGUGAGAAGGAGGAGCACAUAUACAGUUCCAUCAAGAGGAAUACUUCCUUCAACUCCCCUUCUCCUUCCUCCUCCACUACCCCCCCUAAGACUUCUCCUUACAACCGCUGCCAAUCAGUCAGCUCACUGGGAGAACAGCAGGUGCAAAAGGAAAACAACCACAACCAGAACCAGAACCGCAUAGUGUUCAACUAUAAUGAGUCUAUGGCAGAGAGGCUCAAGAUCCCCAGUCUGGGUCAGGCGGGGCGGCAACACAGCCUCCCGGAGCGGUCCAGUUGUGGUCAGUCAGAGCUGACCCUUCAGGAUGGUCAACAGGUGGUGGUCCUCAACCGGAACUCUGCACUGAGCAUGCUCCAGGCCACCCAGAACUACUUGGCCAACUUCAAGGACAACGGCGACGAUGACGACGACGAUGACUAUGUGGAGAUCCGCUCGGAGGAAGAGACGGAACGCAGCAUGACGGCGCCGAUGCCUUCGCAGAAGAACGGAGGAUCCUUGGUGGCUCUCUCGGAUCGGAGCCACAGGCCUGCUGUCCAGGGCCAGUCCCAGAGCCUUCCCUCCACGCCGGCCAGGUCCUGCCACCCCCUGAGCUCUCUGGACCGGGAGCGUCUGCAGCAGUACUUGUGGGCUGAACCCCAGAACCAGAACCAGACCACCAUUGUCCAGUCGCUGCGAGAGAAGUUCCAGUGUCUCAGCUCCAGCAGCUUUGCUUGAGUCACCGUAACAACCAAAAGAAACAAACAAAAACACACUCUACCAACUUCGUAAAAUGGCAAAUGCACUGCAUGGGCAUAUUAUAUGAGUACUGGAUCUGCUGCUUGGCCUGAAUUAUCAUGACAACAAAUGACAUACAGGUAUUAGAACCCAGGGAACAUGCACACUGCUCCUUCUCCCAUUUUAUCAAGACACAUGGAUUUGCCAGACACAGUGGGCACAUUAUACACAGACAUAUGGUUGAUAUCACACAGCACAUAUGUCUGGAUGAUCAACAUACAUUUCACUACAUUCUGCAUACUGCUGCUUUGCCAAAGUCACACAGCCAAUAAUUUUCCUGGUCUUCCAUUGUAAUCAUGGUAACAUAGGACUAGGAAUGACGGGGAAGCUAGUUGUCCACCAUUGCACCUCACACCUGGAAGUGCCGUUCCAUGUCAAUAAGUUUUUGUCCAUUUUAAUAACACCUGCAGAAGUGGUGGGAUCCACAGAUACAGUUCUGUAUAUGAGGUGGAUGGAAGGGUUCAAAGGGAUAUCAAGUAAUCAGGCUUUCUCAUAGAUACCAUGCAGGCAAAUGUCGAUUUUUUUCAGUGAUGUUGAGUAAAGGAUACAUAACUAGCAGAUUUCUAUACACGACAGACAGCUUGGAAGUGUACAGAGUACAGUUCUGCCCAUUGAGAGGGUAUGGUGUGAUCCAGUUCGUCCUUUUAGCCAUCAAUAAAUAGAUAGAAGCACCUGCAACGAGAAAAUGACUCUUGAUAUUGGGGGUUAUGUUGCUACAAUUAUUCACAGGCAUAUUUUUAGAAUGUAUGUUUUUAGAAUACAACCUGGACUCUCUUGUGGAAAAAGAGAGUCAAUUUUGAUGGUUCUUUUAGCAUAUUUGGACUUUUGUGGCUGAGCUUACCCCCAUGUCAGAAAGAUGAUGCUCAUAGUUUCAGCUGCAAUAUUUGAACUGUGCAUAUUUUAGGUCUAUUGGUGACGGAAUGAGCAGCUUAAGAGGUUAGCCAGUAGCCCUUCUGCAUAAUAGGCUAGUAUCAGCUAUGCUAACUUUAUCAGCAGUUAUAUCAAUAAAAGAGGAUGACUUUGUUUCUUUCUGAACUGCAGAAUUCAUUAGGUUCAAUAUACUGUACAUCUGGAAAUCAGACAUGCACUGUACAAUAAAUAAGGCUAAAUGUUUUUUUUCUGUAAUUUCUCUACCUACUCUACCACCUUAGUCAUCAGUAGGUAAUGUGCUUUAAACAAAGUCCUCUAAAAUGGAUAAACAGUAGAUUGAUAUUUCAGAUGUUCACUAAGAAGCAAUAGGAGUUCUCCAUUCUUUUUCAAUCUGAUUGCGAGUCAAAAAAUGUGGAUAGGGUUGGUCCACAAUUAUUAGAUUGCAUUACAUAUAUGCAAUAUCUUAAGAGGCAGAACAUGUAUAAUUUUAUCUAAUUUCAGCUUUGUUUUAAACAGGGACCAUAAAGAAAAACAUUAGGGUGAGAGCUUUUUUUUUAAUUUCACAGUACUGUAUUUGGUGUAUAUUUUUCUUCAAACUCACAAUCUGUCGGGUCAGAUUUUCUUUACUCGUUUACAUGGGGCACUCAUGUAGCAUCACUCACUACUACUGAUACCCCAUACACUUCCUUCUAUGUCUGAAAGAGCAGUUAGUACACACAGUAAUACACACACACACACACAGACACUGCAUCUGUUUGUAGUUUUCUGUCCCCUGUGUUUUUGUUGAAUGCUUAUGGCAUUUCUUGUCUUAUUUAUUUAUUUCUGAAUAAACCUGUUACUUAACCCUCCCUCAUCACUGUUAUAUGAAAGGCCACCGCCAGUUUGUAAAUUAACGUAAAAUGUAUUUAUUUUGAAAGUUCGAUUUUGGGACACUAAAUUUGGUUUGUAUGUUGACUGUGAAUUUACCAGAAAAUGUUUGCAUCUUAUCACGUGCACUGUUUAAUCAGGUUAUCUGAGGAAAGAAUAAUUAAUUCAUGAAAAGUUGGAAUGCACAAUAUCAUGGCCUUCUAUUCAUAUCAAGGUAGAAAAAGCACCCAAAACAACUUAAGAAUAUGAAGUAUGUUUCAUUUGUUUAUAUACCUUUUCCUUGUACGUUUUAUGUUCUUUGUUUCACUGGUGGGGAUUGUCAACCUUCAUUGAAUUUGACUCUUGCACUUUUUUAUUUUUUAUUUUACAUUUGACUUGUAAACACUUUGUAAAGAUGUACAUUUUAGGAAAGUUAUUCUUGUACGCAAUAGGUUUGCUUAUAAUGCUUUUAUUUUUAAGUUAAGUGUACUGUUAUUUUUUUAACUGCCUAGUUGUCAUUGCUCAAGAAAACAAAUGUAUUGGAGACAAUAAAUAAACACAAUUUAAAAUAAAA